CCACAGAAACAAACCGUACGCAAAUCGGUCGAAAUCCCACAAUGGCGGGACACAAAACCGGCGCCGAAUGGGAGAAAAUAGCCCACGAAAUCGAGGAUGACAAAAGGGACGAAAUCGAAACGCUAGAAGAUUUGGAAGAGAAAAUGCGCAACACUCCAAAGGGGAUGUUCGUCAGCGGAUGGGACGAUCCGGACGAGCUGAUCGAGGAGGACAACGAUCCGAAGGCAUCUUUGGAGCGAUUGGCUUUGUGGGCUGCAGGUGAGAACAAGCUGGAAGUGCUCGAAGAAGUCAUUGGCAAGAAGCCAUCGAUUGUCAAUGUCAUUGAUAGCGACGGUUACACUCCGCUGCAUAAGGCGUGCUACAACAACAACGUAGAAAUGGCCAAGCUGCUGCUGAGACAUGGAGCCAAUCUGGAAGCACGGACCGAACUGGGUUGGACACCGUUGCAUUCGGCUUGCAAGUGGAACAAUGCCGAAUGCGUUGCCCUGUUGCUCCAACAUGGUGCGGACAUUAAUGCCCAUUCGCAGGGAGAUCAAACACCGUUGCACAUUACCGCCACAGUUUCCAACUGUCGAAGCACGCUGGUUACGCUGCUAAUGGACGAUCGAGUCAAGCCCGGUUUGCUUAAUAAUUCCGAGGAAACGGCUGCCGACAUUGCUAAGAGGGGUGGAAUGUCAUAUCCAAUGUUUGCAAUGGCACAAUCGGCCUUGACGGUGGAAACGGGAUUGUUAGAUUAGAUUAAGGUAAAGGGUAAGUAGAAUUA
Ochlerotatus camptorhynchus is the source of this 763-nucleotide messenger RNA. It is a transcript of the gene Ankrd49, whose product is annotated as Ankrd49. The record is from RefSeq and is a predicted model, not a curated record. Lineage: Eukaryota; Metazoa; Arthropoda; Insecta; Diptera; Culicidae. The coding region runs from base 42 to 737 and encodes 231 amino acids. The transcript is spliced from 2 exons. Gene Ontology annotation, molecular function: protein binding.